Messenger RNA from Staurois parvus, 535 nucleotides. The record is from the annotation of a GenBank genome assembly. NCBI's taxonomy places the organism in Eukaryota, Metazoa, Chordata, Amphibia, Anura, Ranidae.
GUUUGUAGAAGCCGUCUGCAUGCCUAGGGGCUUGAUUGUAUACACCUGUGUCCAUGGAGGGGAUUGGAACACCUGAAUCACAUGAUAUGGAGGGGAUUGGAACACCUGAAUCACAUGAUAUGGAGGGGGGUUGGAACCCCUGAAUCACAUGAUUGGGAGGGGAUUGGAACACCUGAAUCACAUGAUGUGGAGGGGAUUGGAGCACCUGAAUCACAUGAUUUGGAGGGAUUGGAACACCUGAAUCACAUGAUUGGGAGGGGAUUGGAACACCUAAAAUCACAUGAUAUGGAGGGGAUUGGAACACCUAAAUCACAUGAUAUGAAGGGGAUUAGAGCACCUGAAUCACAUGAUUUGGAGGGCUUGCCCAAUACUUUUGACAAUGCUGUGAUUGGGAGGGGAUGUGUGCCAGAGGCAGGCUGUGAUUGGUAGGGGGCUUUGUACCAGAGGAAGACUGUGAUUAGUAGGGGUGUGUACCAGAGACAGGCUGUGAUUGGGAGGGGGUGUGUGCCAACGGCAGGCUUGUGAUUGGUAGGGG